AUGGCAACAGUCAACUUGGAAGAUGUGUUGUACACACGGAGUGACGAUGGUGUCGAUUAUGGCGAUGUUGCUUCUCUCACAGACGACGACAUAUUGAGAAAGGUAUUUCGAACGGAAGAAGAUGCAUAUGAUUUCUAUCAGAAGUUGGGGAGGUUUCAUGGUUUUGGAAUUCGUAAAGGGGAUAUGUUUAAGGAUGGAGGUGGGAACCUAAUUAGGCGAAGAUUUUUUUGCAAUAAAGAAGGGCUCAGACAUAGAAAACAUUACAAUCGGGUGGAUAGGAUGAGGCCUCAUAAGCCGGAGACAAGGACAAACUGUGAGGCGAGGAUGUGUAUAUACCUUGACAGGCGCAAUAACAUCUGGAGGGUGAAAAAGGUUAUCACGAAGCAUAACCAUGCGCUCACACAUCCUGGGAUGGUCCACCUAAUUCCAAAUUUUCGGACCAUGAAAGAAGCGGCAAAAGCUCAAAUAGAUGGGAUGCAAAGGUGUGGAAUCUCGACCUCGAAGACGAUGCAGUACCUGGCCGGCAUGGCCGGUGGGUAUUCUCUAGUUGGUUUCCUGAAGAAGGAUGCCUAUAACUACGUCGACAGGAGUAGGCGAGCUAGAAUAUCUGACGGGGAUGCGAACUCGGCGAUAGUGUACCUGGAAGGAAAAGUUGAUGCUGACCCGAUGUCUAUGGCGCGUUAUAAUGUUACCGUCGAUGACAUGCUAGCAAAUUUACUCUGGGCAGACGGUGGGUGCAGGCUUGACUACCAGUACUUCGGUGAUGUUCUUGCAUUUGACUCAACAUAUAAGAAGAACAAGUAUAAUAGGCCCCUGGUUAUUUUUUCUGGUUGUAAUAACCACAAGCAAACGUGUAUAUUUGGGUUUGGUUUGGUGUUAGAUGAGAGCAUCGCAUCAUAUACAUGGCUACUGGAGAAUUUUUUGGAGGUCAUGUGCAACAAGGUGCCAUCGGUUGUUGUGACUGACGGAGAUGAUUCAAUUAGGGAGGCUGUCCGAAGAGUUUUUCCGGAUGCAACCCAUCGGCUUUGUGCAUGGCACAUUGAGAAGAAUGUUACAUCUAACGUCAAGGACAUGGCUUUGCGGCAGCUAUUCAACAGGUGGCUGUAUGCAGACAUGGGGGUCGAUGAGUUUGAGACCGAGUGGGUGGAGGCAUCGUCUGAGUAUGGAUUGAAUGACACGUUGUGGGGGAACCAGGUGUAUGGGAAGAGGGAGAUGUGGGCCAACGCAUACUUGCGGGAUAAGUUUUGUGUUGGGUUCCGGACUACAUCGCGGUGUGAGGGCAUUAAUAGCGUGAUGAAGAAGUUUCUUCAGUCAAAGCACACAAUGCUGGAACUUGUCCAAAACCUUGAGCUUCUUCUUCGGGAGUUUAGGAAUAACGAGUUACUAUCUCAGUUCAGGUCGAUCUAUAGUGACCCCGUGUUGACGACCUCGUUGGACUCCCUGGAACGGUUUGCCGCUAGAGUGUAUACCCGAACAGUUUUCAAUGAUGUGAAGAAGAAACUCGAAGCCGUUGCUUCCGUUAACUUUGUUGGGGUUCGGCGGUCGCUUACCACCAAAGUGUACACAGUAGAUGAAUUCGGGCACCCCGGCCGGCCUAUUGUGGUCUUAUGUGACAAGAAUAUGGGAAGUUUGCAGUGUGACUGUUACUUCUGGGAUACACACGGGUACCCAUGUAAGCAUAUGUUCUUCGUUCUGAAGCACGAGCAUGUGAUGGAGGUCCCGAAGCGUUUGGUGUUGAAUCGAUGGACGAAAGAUGCAAAACAUGUUGGCGAGUACGUGGAGACAAAGUAUGAUGAUAGUGACCGGCAGUUUUUGCUUCGUCAUGGGGCAUUGCAUUCCGCGUCUCAUUGGUUGUUUUUUCUUGGGGCACAAGAAAUCGGUCUAUUCACGGAGGCGAUGAAGGGGCUACAGGAGCUACGUGCUAAACUGGAGGAGAUGUUCUCCAAAAAGGGUGACGGCAAGGGUGAGGUCACGCCCGCGGAACUCCGUGAUCCUGAUGUCGUGCGAACGAAGGGUGCACCAAGGGUGCGCAAACAAAAUCAGAACAGGAGAAAGUGUGCGGCUUGUAAGUUGCCUGGUCAUACCAAACGAACAUGUCCGCUGCGCAGCACGAAAAAUAAGAUAAAAAAGGCCCGUACCACGCGGCUGGAUGCUGGCGACUCUCACGUUGGCGCCGCAUGUUCCGGCGGACACACCACGAAGGUGACCGAGUAUGAGGUAACUGGGUCGAACGAAGAGGUUGGACAGCCAAGUCAUUCUACUCAUCCUCAUCCCAUGGAUGAUCUUAACUUCGGGACAAUCGAUGAGUCCAUAGUGGAGGAGGCCAAUCUCGGUUCUUACGGUCCAGGCUUGAGGGAGGGCACUAUCGGCGGUCUUGAUGUGGAAGACGCCAAUGCAAGGAAGCUGAUGGACAUGGUGGCAUCUCUUGCAAAGUCUUUAUGA
Messenger RNA from Arachis stenosperma, 2442 nucleotides. RefSeq names its product protein FAR1-RELATED SEQUENCE 9-like. The record is from RefSeq and is a predicted model, not a curated record. Gene Ontology annotation, molecular function: zinc ion binding. The coding region runs from base 1 to 2442 and encodes 813 amino acids. NCBI's taxonomy places the organism in Eukaryota, Viridiplantae, Streptophyta, Magnoliopsida, Fabales, Fabaceae. The transcript is spliced from 3 exons.